AUGUCGCUCCCCGACGUCACCGCCGCGAAUGUGGCCGAGGUACUCCAGAAUGAUCGUAUGGUCAAAGUCGCUGGGGUCGAUGUGGAUGGCCAGCUACGCGGCAAACUCAUGAAGAAGAGCAAGUUCCUGUCUAUUGUUGCCGGUGGGUUUGGUUUCUGCUCUAUUACUUUUGGCUGGGACCAACAAGACAUGGAUUAUCCCAAAGAGCUUGCUAUCUGGAACGAAGAGAAUGGCUAUCGAGAUCUGAACAGCUUUCGGCGUAUUCCGUGGGAGAAUAAUGUGCCUUUCUUCCUUGUCAGCUUCUUAGACCCGGACACACGAGAGCCAGUCUGCGCGUGCCCACGAGGGCUGUUGAAAAAUGUGGCUGCGAAAGCUGAGACUGCCGGCUAUCGCGCUAUGGCGGGAGGCAUUGCAGUUUGGAUUCAGGGGUUCAAAUGCCGCAUUUCAACUUCCCAGGCUCACUAUGUCAUGUUUGUGUCCACGAUAAGAUACGUUGUCAAGGCCUCCGGUAUUAAGCACGGCAUCGCACCUUGUUUCAUGGCAAAACCGCGUCAUGGGUUCCCUGGAAACAGUGGACACAUGCAUAUUACUCUCGUUACCAUGGAUGGCAAAAAUGCUUUCACUCGCGACACUCCCGAUCCCUCUCCUCCGCACCCAGAUGUGGCACAUUUGUCGGAUCUCGGUCGCCAAUUCCUCGCUGGUUUACUGACAGGCCUACCGGACAUGAUGCCGCUCUUUGCGCCCACUAUCAAUUCCUACAAGCCCACCCACUUUGAAAUCCGCGUUCCUGGUGCAGAUGCUAAUCCACACUUUGUGCUUGCCGCAAUCAUAGCCCUCGGCUGGCGUGGUAUAGAGAAGGAGCUUGAAAUUCCCGUGCCACCGUUGCCCAAGGGCGAGGACAUGAGCAGCGCAAGCGACAAAGGUGUGCGCUUGGCCAAGUCAUUGAAUGAGGCAGUGGCCACAUUCACACGACCUGAUAAUGUGGCUCGAGAGGUAUUUGGAGACAGCUUCGUCGAUCACUUUGGCGGCACCAGGGAGCAUGAAAUCCAGCUGUGGGAAGAAGCCGUGACUGACUGGGAGGUGCGGCGGUACAUUGAGACGGUUUGA
This is a messenger RNA of Aspergillus caelatus, 1107 nucleotides long. RefSeq lists its product as uncharacterized. The record is from RefSeq and is a predicted model, not a curated record. Lineage: Eukaryota; Fungi; Ascomycota; Eurotiomycetes; Eurotiales; Aspergillaceae. The transcript has 5 exons. The coding region runs from base 1 to 1107 and encodes 368 amino acids. Gene Ontology annotation, molecular function: glutamine synthetase activity.